This is a messenger RNA of Drosophila innubila, 1219 nucleotides long. RefSeq names its product ribosome biogenesis protein BRX1 homolog. Gene Ontology annotation, molecular function: rRNA binding. The record is from RefSeq and is a predicted model, not a curated record. Gene Ontology annotation, cellular component: nucleolus. NCBI's taxonomy places the organism in Eukaryota, Metazoa, Arthropoda, Insecta, Diptera, Drosophilidae. Gene Ontology annotation, biological process: ribosomal large subunit assembly; rRNA processing. The transcript has 2 exons. The coding region runs from base 111 to 1166 and encodes 351 amino acids.
UCUGCCUACCGAUGGGUUAAUGUAUCGCUGUUUUUCACAUCACUAUUUCAACUCCACGUUGUUUUUUGGAACGCUGAAUUUUUAUCAUUUUAAAACGCAAAAUAACACAAAUGGGACGCAAAUUUCAAAAGAAAAAGAAGGUCGAGCAGCUGGAGAUUGUGCCGCUGGAUGAGAAUCCACCAUUGCCUGCACAAAGACCAUCCGAUGAUGUUGUGCCGAAAAAGGAAAAGUGGAUAAACAAACAGCGCGUUUUGGUGUUCGCAGCCCGUGGUAUCAGCCACAGGGAUCGACAUCUGAUGCGUGAUAUUAAAUCCUUGAUGCCUCAUCAUCGUGCCGAGUCCAAAAUGGAGCGCUCCAAAACAUUGGCGGUCAUCAAUGAAAUGUCCGAGAUGAAGCAUUGCAAUAAAGCCAUGCUGUUUGAGGGACGCCGCAAAAGGGAUCUGUAUAUGUGGGUGGCCAAUACGGCUGCAUCUACAGGACCCUCUGCCAAAUUUCUCAUUGAGAAUAUACACACAAUGGCGGAACUGAAGCUGACGGGAAAUUGCUUGAAAGGCUCACGUCCAUUUCUAUCAUUUGAUGCCAAAUUCGAUGAGCUGCCACAUCUGAAGCUGCUGAAGGAGCUGUUUGUGCAGACAUUUGGUGUGCCCAACCAUCAUCCCAAGAGUCAGCCGUUCAUUGAUCACGUCUACACAUUCACAUUCCUGGACAAUCGCAUUUGGUUCAGGAAUUUCCAGAUUCUAUCGGAAGAUGGUGGGCUGUCGGAGGUGGGACCACGCUAUGUCAUGAAUCCCGUCAAGAUAUUUGAUGGCUCGUUCACGGGCAAGACCAUCUGGGAAAAUCCCGAUUAUGUUAGUCCCUCCAAGCAGCGACAAAUGCUGAAGAAGGCGGCCAAGGACAAAUAUGUGAAUCGUGUGGAACAAAAGGUUCAACACGAGGCAACGCGUCCAACGAAGGCUUACGAGGGCAUCGAGAAUGAGGAGCUGUUUGACGACGAGGAUCCACUGGAAACAGCCAAGUUGCUGGCACUUAAAGCCAAAAAGAAGGCACUAGAAACUAAAACACCUAAGGCGGCGUUGACCAAGAAGAUCAAGGACAAACAGUUGAAGGCCGUGCAACAGGUUAUUGAACAAAGAAAGGCAAGGGUGAAACGUGAGAAAAAAGUUUAAAUGUUUUAUUUCGCUUUACAAUUACGAAUAAAUACAUAAUUCAUAAAUACAUA